Molecule: messenger RNA, 246 nt
Organism: Nezara viridula (southern green stink bug)
Lineage: Eukaryota; Metazoa; Arthropoda; Insecta; Hemiptera; Pentatomidae
Source: the annotation of a GenBank genome assembly
AUGCGUCACAAGCUGGAUGACAUCGUCUCCUUUAAUCCGCCAACGCCUUAUGUAUCGAGAAAUGUAUCGAAGGACGCAGGUGGGGGACAGCCUGAGUCAGACGCAGAGAGGCCUUUCCUAAUAUGGAGAGGUCUCCCACUUUCUCGUAAGAACAGUCGAUUACGUCACACUAGUGCUGUCUCCUUCGGAGGACAACGGCUAAUCCAGACUUUGACAAUUAAUAUAAACAAUUGUGUCUAUCAUUAA